Closterium sp. NIES-65 is the source of this 2241-nucleotide messenger RNA. Lineage: Eukaryota; Viridiplantae; Streptophyta; Zygnematophyceae; Desmidiales; Closteriaceae. The record is from the annotation of a GenBank genome assembly.
AUGGCUACUGUCCUUGCUGUCCGGAGCGAGGUGACAGGCAAGCGCCCCAUCAAGCUGACCCCGAAGAUGCAGGGAGCUGGGGGUCUUGGUACCCGCUUGAGUGGCGGUGUCAAGAAGCGCAAGGCUGUUGGCGGCCGACUGAUCACGAAAGCGCGCAAGGAUGGCGCUUCUGAGCACGUCGAUGACAACGAUGAUGUCGACGAUGUUGCGGGCAACACCGGCAUUGACAACGCCUCUGCUGCCGCAGCUGACCCGUCUAGCGGUGCUGGUGAUGCCGCUCCCUUGGGGGUUCAAGUCCAUGCUGACGACUUCAGUGAUGAGGAGCAUGAUGAGGAAGAGGAACGCACGAAGCUGCAGACGGAAAAGCAAGUUUUAACCGUAACGCUCAUUUCCUGUGCCGCAGGGGACGGGCGACAGGACACGCUGAACAACAUCACCGAGCGUGAUGGGGCGUCGCUUCCCUCUCAAAGUCCUGCUGGGAGCCCCCUGGAGGGUGUUGCCGCGGCAUCUGACCAGGCUGCUAACGGGCGGCUUGCUGAGUUGGAGCGAACCACGCAGCAGCAGUCACAGCUGAUUUCGUCGCUUUUGUUGCAACUUAACAACGGGUCCUGCUCCCUGGAGAGGGGUGCGGUGGGUCAUGCCUCGGGGUCUCCAAGCACCAAUGGAACGCCGCGAUCAGCACCAACGUCGCAGCAAGCUCAUGUCGCCACACCCGAACGCGAAAUGCUGCAGCGCCCGACAUCCAACCGUGCUUCCCCUGCUGUGCCGCGGAAGCGGAAGUAUCCAACGAUGAAGAACAACGGUAACGUGUGCGACGUAGUCCUGCACACGUCACUCAGCGGUAUCCCGUUGAGGGACCAGAUCCUCAUGCGCCAGUUGCCUUCCUAUGGCAAGGCAUGGAACUCGACUUGUUCUUCUCGCAUGCUGAUUUGCCACGUUUCCAAGUUUCCAAAUCUCCCUAUUCUUUUCCGCAUUCCCAUGUACCAGAAAAAAAUGGAGCUUGCUGUGGUUGUGGCGUUCUUUCGCCAACCGGACGACGUUACGAGCGUGUACCCGUCAGAAAGCGUGGUGAUGCGGUGCCUCAUCGGUGUUUGGGGCGAGAGCAAGGCUGCCGCGCUAGUAGCAGUCAUGACGUACUGCGUGGCGCGGGCAGGCGCUUCAACGCGCAAGCAGAGUGAUUGGCGUGCGCGGAUCUCGAUGAAUGGGCGCCGGAAUUUUGCUGACGCCUAUGGGCUAGUUUGCGAAGCGAAUCCCCGCCUGAAGUUCGAUUACAGCGAGCUGAUUUGUGAUGAGGAGCGCACACCGACCCAAGUAUACAACUUGGAGAGCAAGGGUGGGAUACCACUGGUCAAGCCUCUUGAAAAGGGAGGGCUUCUUAUCUGGCACUUUGCUGAAGGCACGAUGCGCCCGUUUGGCACUGCGCUCUUCGACAUCAUCGUCCGCAACGCAUUUCAGAAGGGUGCUGGCGGGUCGGCUACGGUGGUGAAGGCGUACCACAUCGCCUAUCUGCUGUAUCUGUCCCCCUUUGAGUUCUCACUGGGCGAGUCAGGAGGGAGCCUGCAGCUCGCAGUGAUGAGCGGCACCAUCAAAUGGCCGCACCCGCCGCUCUCCGCCUCCUCCUUUCCAUCCCCUAAUCUCCCCUCUUUUCUCCUUCUCCCCAUUUUCCCCCCUCCCCCACCCCUACCCUUGCUUCCUGCACUCUUUCCCCGGCCCUUUCUCCCCAUUCCCUCCCGCCUUUUUUCUUCUCCUUUCCCGAACCCCAGGUACGGGCAGUCCCCCUUUGAGUUCUCACUGGGCGAGUCAGGAGGCAGCCUGCAGCUCGCAGUUGAAUAUUCCGUGGUGCACCACAAGGCUCGUGGCAAACGCAUUCCUACGGAUGCGGAUGUGAAUGCAGCUGACAUUGCCUGCUACCACCGCAAGGUGAAGGCGGCCAUUCGCAAGACCCUCGAGGAGUCCCCGGAUGACCAGCUUCCUGCAUGGUCGGAGCAGUAUCAGGGGUGGGUGUUUGGACCCACCGAGACUGUGGUGAUCUCGGGCAGCGGCUUCCCCGACCUCGUUCCCGAUGGGGCUGACCCCGAUGCCGCCGAGAAGAAGGCGGUUGCUCUCCUGUUCGAGUAUGCCCAGGUGGAGCCCGAGAAAGGCAAGAAGAAGAAGACGGGUUCCAACAACAGUGAUGCCACCAUGGAGCGUGAUCUCCUGGAUGAUGUGGGUGAGUGGGAGGAUGCGGAGGAUAGUGUGUAG